CUUACCUCCACAGGCCUCCUCCCUCCUCUGAACUCCAACCACCUACAACAAGUUUGACAGCUCCGCUUUUUCCUCACUCACUGACGGAGCGGCAGCAGCGACACACACAGCCGGACUCUCUUCACUUUCCUCUUCUUCUUUAUCACAGUUUUUAACCAUUUCUGUAGAAAUGUGUGCGUCUUGCGUCUCCUGCUGGCUAUGAGGAAUUUCUUGUGUCCGUAGCUUUGGUCAACUUUGCCCCUCUGGGAUAUUUUUCAGUUUUUGGUGUCGGCAUUUUUUGUUGCUUUUAUUUAUUUUUUCUUGGUCGGAAGUCUCGAAGGAUAUAAUUCAACAUGUCGAGGAGCACGGAGGAGGUGUACAAGCUCACCGAAAGUACAUACAAGAGCGUGAUGGAUCAGUUCAACCCAGGACUGAGGAACCUGGUCAACCUGGGCAAGAACUAUGAGAAAUCAGUAGCAGCAAUGACCCUGGCGGGAAAGUUGUAUUUUGAUGCAGUGUCUAAGAUUGGGGAGAAUGCUGCCGUGUCUCCUGUCUCCAGAGAAUUAGGUGUAGUGCUGAUGGAAAUCUCAGAGGUCCACAGGAGGGUUCAUCUGGAGCUAGAAGAAAAUUUUAAGAGGUUCCACAGAGAGAUAAUAGCAGAGCUGGAGAAGAAGACUGAAAUGGACGUCAAAUAUAUGACAGCCACAUUUAAAAGAUAUCAGAUGGAGCACAAGAUGAAGCAGGACUCUCUGGAGAGGUCACAGUCAGAUCUGAAGAAGCUGAGGAGGAAAAGUCAGGGCAAGAACGCCAACAAGUAUGAGAACAAGGAGAGCGAGUGCCUGGAAACCUUGACGAGCCGUCAGAUGGACAUGCAGCUAUUCAUCGCCGACGGCUGCAAAGAAGCUCUGCUGGAGGAAAAAAGACGUUUCUGUUUCCUGGUGGACAAACACUGCAUGUUCUCCUACCAGUUCGCCUCCUUCCAUGACAAGGCGAGAGACAUCCUGAUGGAAAAGCUGGGCAGCUGGCAGGACCAGUGCAACGAUGCCACCGACAUGCCCGAGAGCGUUUUGACAAUGAUUGAAGGACUGCGUACACCUGUUACUAUCACCCCGAUGCCCUCGCCCUCUCCAUCACGGCACAGCGUGAACAUGUCCACUCCUCCAGCUCCCUCUCUGAAGGCUCAAACCAGCCCUCUAGCCAGCAUGUUCACCCGGGACAACAACACAUCCACUGUAACCACAACUAGCAACAAUAGCACAGACCACGCAAACAACGAGGACAGCAAUCUGGCCAGGUCCGUGUCUGUUGCCACAGGCCUCAACAAUAUUGUGAAGAGGCCACGUGUGCGAACCAUCUUCCCCCACAAUGCAGGCAACAAUAACACGCUGCUCAGCUUUGACGAGGGAGACGUCAUUAUCCUGCUGAUUCCUGAAGAGAGGGAUGGCUGGAUGUACGGGGAAAUGGAGAAGAAUGGAAAGAGGGGCUGGUUCCCUUCGUCUUACUGCCGUGCACUUUCUGAGCCACUCGUGAAUAACAACAGCGUGUCCUCUGCUCCGUACCGAAGCAGAAGCGUGGUAAACCUUCACCACCAGGACACAGAGACAGACGAGGCCACCAUGGUUCUCCCCCCAGCAGACUACAGCGAUGGCUCGCAGCGAAAUGCCAUCAAGAACAACGUCACAUCCAGCAGCAUCAUCACCGAACACAACAACCACCGAAACUCUCCCACGCCCUCGGCGGCCUCAUCGGCCUCGUCCGAUCAGAACACGGCGGCUCAGACUAACGGUGUCUCCAGACCUCCGCCUGCUUACCUUGCGGGAGGGAACCCGUUUGCCACAGUCAGACUACGUCCAACCAUCACUAACGACCGCUCCGCACCAAUUAUCUGAUCGCCCCACAUUUCCAAACAUCCUCCAUCUCCACGGCCGCUUUUCUUCUUCCUAGGACGAGCUCAGACUUUCCUCUCCUGCAGCUUCUCCUCACUGAUGGAGAAAAACUGAGAAAAAUGCCAUUCGAAUGUUGGGAUCCCCUUCACUGCUGCAGAUGCUUCUGGAAGUAUUUUAGGACCGUUUUAUUACCAGAGGAGACACUCUGAUAUUUCAGAUAAAUGUAUAUUCCAUGUCUAUUUUUGUCCCUUUGUUUGUGGUGAUAUUUAAAGACACCAUUCUUACCUGCACUCAGAAAUGGACAGCUACCAAAGGUCAAAGGAAAUACUUCAAUAUGUUAAAACUAGGGCUGCCAAUGGGAACACAUUAAAAAAACAAUACAUUCUGUUUAUUUUUUUUUUUUAAUUGAAUUAAUCAUACUUUUUUUUUUAAUUUUCAAACCUUAUCGAAGGGACCAUAAUGAGGAAGCUGUUGUAUACUACUCACAUGUCAGCUCAGUGGACAAGUCAAAAGUUAUCUGCACAUUGUGCAUUAAAAUAUUUCACAUUUUUAUCAUUCCCUCCAGAUAUUUUCCUACUUGUAGAGUUAUUUUUUUCCAUGGAUAGGCUACUAUUGUUUCUUGCAUCAGUCAGGAGAUUCUUAACUUCUCUCAAAAUAAAAGCUUUUUUUAUCUGAAUAGGAAGUAAAGUACAUUUAGCUAAAGCCAGGACAGAUUUCAAAGUAAAAGCAUAAGAAAAAAAGGUUUGUCAAAAGAUCAGAGGGGGAUUAGCGCCACUGAAAAAGAAAAAAAAGUUUUUGAGGUGCAAUUUUUUUUUUUACUUGUGAGAAAAAAGACAAGAUUUCUGAUAUUUUUUCAGGAGUCAGAAUUCUGACUUUUUUUCUCACAAGUAAAAAAAUUGUGUCUAAAAAUUUUGUUUUCAGUGUCCCUAAUUCUCUUCCGUAUUUUAACCUUAAUUGGGUUACCUACAUAAAAAGGAAAGUAGCUAAAUGUGAGGUGAAACGUUUAAGUGCAGCCAAGUUAAUUUAGAAUCAUUGGAUAUCAAUGAGUCAUUUUGUACAUGCACUCCUCCAUACUUCUUUAUGUAUAGCAGUGCUAGGUUGGCAGGUAGGUUCCUUUAUUGUCAUUGCAUAUUUCUACACUACACUGUAGUUUGGAAAAAAAUUGCCUACUUAGUUGCAUGACUCAUCAUUUCUAAAGUGCAUUUGACAGAAAUGGCAUAUUUGAAUUAGCACUCUAUAUCUUUCUCAGUCCUCUAAAGCUGGGCAUAUACUGUACGAUUUGAAGCCAGGUCUAAAACAGUCAUGGUAGAAAAUCAGAUCACAAUGUACGACUUAACUGUUUACCACACGAUCAAUGCCCAGUGAUUUUUUGCUUUGUCCUGUCCAGUGUUCAGCCAUGACCUGAAUGCUUACCCUGUACCAGUGAAGUCAGGACAGACAGUAAAAAAAUGUCAGUGAAGUUUCUUUUGAAAAGUCUCACAGAGGUAGGCUCCAGCUAAAUCUGUUGUCCUAUUUGCAUGGCUCAAAUAGCUUCAACCAGCAAUAGAAACGCUUGCAAACACAACUAGCAGCUAAAUAAUAACAAAUAUUCCAUCAGAUAGUGAUGGGAAUCCCAGCUUUUUAUAGUGGUCUGGAACGUUUGCAAAAAGAGCCAAUUGUUGUGACAUUAUUCAUCAUAAUUAAACUAAACUGCAGGUUUCUGAUAACAAAACUUGUUCUGCAUGUUUGGUAUAAAACAUCAGUGUUUUACCACUGAACAGAAGGUUCUGCUCUCACUGUGCGAGUGUGUGCAAAAACGACAAAUGCAUCAAACAUGUCAGAAAUCCAUCCAACCACUGAGGAGCAACUGAUCGUGCCAUGGUCGGCCAUCAGGUCUUUCUGUACGCUGCACGACAAAUGAAGCACAUUCAGGCUAAAAUCUGGCCCGACUUCAAAGUUAUGACUCAAAAUUUGUGUCUGAAUCAGCUUGAAAUCUCGCAAUGUACGGCUGCCUCAAGUUGUCAGACCACUCUAGCAGUGCAACACAUUUAAAUCACGUGGGAAAAAAAUGCUUCACAUUAUGAGUAUGAACUUAAAGAUUUGUGUUUCAAAUGUAAAUAUCUGAAUUUUAAACAUGCCAGUAAGUGUGAUUUACUGUGAUUAACUUUCAAAUUGUGUUUAAAAAGGUCACCAUUUGGCAGCCCCAGUUUAAGCAGUUGAAGUUCGUCAUUAAAUUGACUGUUUAAAUCUUUUCUGUUGCCAUAGGACGUUAAAAGAAUGUACUGUGGAGGACCUCCAUGUUGCACCUUCAGGUCCUUGAGACGGCAUUUAAUCUCAGCGUCGAUCCUGACACCAUGUUGAGAGAAAACUACAAACAUUUAAAGAGAUGCAUCCAAAUGAACGCACACAAACUCUCUAUCUUUCCCCUCCAGUCCCUUUUGUGUAUAUAUUUGUACAUCAGACGUUACAAUUAUUGUUCUCUGCCAUCUUUUGUAGAGCUAGGCGAUCAUGGAGAUGGACGUUUGCCUUAAUGACAAAGACAUAACUACUGUAAAAAAAAAGAAAUCACGUUCCUGUUGCAUUCUUCAAACUGCAAAGUUGUGACAGUUGCCUCGUCUUUGCAUCAACAGUGCUUUAAUCGUAACAAACGGCAUUUUUGGGACCAAAGUGUGUUCACUGGUUCUGGUCUUUGGCCAACAUUACACUCUGAACAGAAUUUGCUGUAUGAAAAUAAAGAUUUAUUUCUUCAA
Messenger RNA from Cheilinus undulatus (humphead wrasse), 4594 nucleotides. It is a transcript of the gene baiap2l1b, whose product is annotated as BAR/IMD domain containing adaptor protein 2 like 1b. NCBI's taxonomy places the organism in Eukaryota, Metazoa, Chordata, Actinopteri, Labriformes, Labridae. Gene Ontology annotation, cellular component: nucleoplasm; cytosol. The coding region runs from base 333 to 1868 and encodes 511 amino acids. Gene Ontology annotation, molecular function: protein binding. The record is from RefSeq and is a predicted model, not a curated record. Gene Ontology annotation, biological process: actin crosslink formation; actin filament bundle assembly; positive regulation of actin filament polymerization. The transcript is spliced from 14 exons.